Molecule: messenger RNA, 729 nt
Organism: Brassica oleracea var. oleracea
Lineage: Eukaryota; Viridiplantae; Streptophyta; Magnoliopsida; Brassicales; Brassicaceae
Exons: 1
Coding region: 1-729 (242 amino acids)
Molecular function (GO): nucleic acid binding; RNA-DNA hybrid ribonuclease activity
Source: RefSeq, a predicted model, not a curated record
AUGGAUGGCGAGUCGAUCAACCACGUUCUAUUUGCAUGCACUUUGGCUAGAAAAAUAUGGGCAAUUUCGGGGUUUCCUUCUCCACCUGGGGGUUUUGAUGUGGACUCAGUGUUUCAAAAUGUAAGCUACUUAUUAAGAGUGUGGAAAGACCAAAGAUGUGACGUUGGUUUAACGAGAGUGUUUCCAUGGAUUCUGUGGUAUCUGUGGAAAAAUAGAAAUUCUCUUCUAUUUGAUGGUUUCACAUAUGAAGGGGAACAAGUUUUUGGGAAAGCAAGAGAGGCAUCUGAUCUUUGGUACUUAGCUCAAGAUUUGGAGAAUGAUGAUGAAGGGAGAGGUAAUGGUGGGUUAUGUAUUAGGGAUACGACUUGGAAGGCUCCACCUUGGGAUGUUGUUAAGUGUAACAUCGGAGUCUUUUGGUCAAAAAAGACGAAGAUCUUGGGUGCGUCUUGGGUUGUUAGGGAUCAUCGGGGUGUGGUGCUGCUUCAUAGUCGUUGCUCCUUUGGAUUGGUGGGGACUAAGGACGAGGCGUUCUUUAUCAGUGUUGUGUGGGCUAUGGAAAGUAUGGCAAGUCAUAGAUGUCUGAAGGUUCAUUUUUCAUUUGAAAGACCAGAAUUGGUGAAUGCUAUCAAUAGGCCAAAGGCGUGGCCUUCCUUCAAAUCUAAAGUGACACAAAUCAGAGCAAUACUGGAGAAUUUUUUGGUGUGGAAAGGUAUAUGCCGAACCGUUUGA